Molecule: messenger RNA, 1113 nt
Organism: Microthlaspi erraticum
Lineage: Eukaryota; Viridiplantae; Streptophyta; Magnoliopsida; Brassicales; Brassicaceae
Source: the annotation of a GenBank genome assembly
AUGACUAACCAGAAUGUCAUCGUCUCCGACAGAAAACCCAUAUUGGGUUUGAAAACCAUCACUGUCUCUGUCUCUAACUCUUCUCUGUUCUCUUCUUCACCACCCACAGCUUACUUUACCUUCCCUCGUCGAAAGUUCUUGAAACUUCACGAAGACAAUCUUGGUGCUGCAAAGAUUGCAUCUUGGGUCGAUUCCAUGCGUGAUUCUUCCCCUACACGUCUCAGAUCCUCUUCUCAUGACUCUGUCUCUGAUAAUGAUGACAAAACAUCUUGGAUCGUUCGAUUUCCUUCGGCUUUGAGUAUGUUUGAUGAGAUUGUGAAUGCUGCAAAAGGGAAAACGAUUGUCAUGUUUCUUGAUUACGAUGGUACUCUUUCUCCAAUAGUUGAAGAUCCCGACAAAGCGUACAUAACCCAUGAGAUGCGAGACGUUGUAAAAGACGUGGCUUUAAACUUCCCGACUGCUAUUGUCACCGGAAGAUCCAUAGAUAAGGUUCGUAGUUUUGUCAAACUCAACGAGAUUUAUUACGCUGGAAGCCACGGCAUGGACAUCGAAAGUCCGAGCAACGAAAAUACUUACGGCGAGCGUAAACAAGGAGUGUUGUUUCAACCUGCACGUGACUUUAUACCGAUGAUUGAGAAGGUGGUUAAAAUUUUAGAGGAAAAGACAAAAUGGAUCCCUGGGGCUAUGGUGGAGAACAACAAGUUUUGUCUGUCCGUACAUUUUCGUCGUGUUGAUGAGAAGAGAUGGGCUGCUUUAGCCGAACAAGUAAAAUCAGUUCUUGUUGAUUAUCCAACGCUGAAACUAACACAAGGUAGAAAGGUGCUUGAAAUCCGCCCCACGAUCAAAUGGGACAAGGGACAGGCUCUCAAUUUUUUGCUAAAAUCAUUAGGAUUUGAAAAUUCUGAAGAUGUUUUACCGGUGUAUAUCGGUGAUGACCGUACCGACGAAGAUGCGUUUAAGGUUUUACGUGAAAGGGGACAAGGUUUUGGGAUUCUUGUCUCAAAAGUUCCAAAGGACACCAAUGCCUCUUAUUCUCUUCAGGACCCUUCUCAGGUUAGUGAGUUCCUGAAGCGUUUGGUAGAGUGGAAUAGGAAGACAGUGGGAGAAGAGUGA